Messenger RNA from Rhinocladiella mackenziei CBS 650.93, 381 nucleotides. RefSeq lists its product as uncharacterized. Gene Ontology annotation, cellular component: nucleus; cytosol. The coding region runs from base 1 to 381 and encodes 126 amino acids. The record is from RefSeq and is a predicted model, not a curated record. Gene Ontology annotation, molecular function: DNA binding. NCBI's taxonomy places the organism in Eukaryota, Fungi, Ascomycota, Eurotiomycetes, Chaetothyriales, Herpotrichiellaceae. The transcript is spliced from 3 exons.
AUGGCAGACGACGAUUUGGCUCAGAUCAGAGCGGCACGGCUUGCACAGCUCAAGCAGCAACAAGCCAAUAGGCCAGGAAAACAGGAGUCCGAGGCUCGGUCUUCCAUGCUUUCACAAAUCCUCGAACCUGAAGCCGCGGACCGUUUGGGCAGAAUACGAAUGGUCAAAGAAUCACGAGCAACCGACGUCGAGAACAGACUGAUCAUGCUGGCAAGAUCAGGCCAGCUCCGGCAAAAAGUCACAGAAGAUCAACUCAAGGAAAUGUUGGCCAGCUUGUCAGAACACGAGAAACAAACAGGACAGACGAUGGAGAGCGUCAAAGUCGUGCGCAGAGGCGGUUGGGACGAUGAUGACCUUGAUGACUUGCUGAAAGAGUCCUGA